Molecule: messenger RNA, 3519 nt
Organism: Peronospora matthiolae
Lineage: Eukaryota; Oomycota; Peronosporomycetes; Peronosporales; Peronosporaceae
Source: the annotation of a GenBank genome assembly
AUGGAGAUGGCGGAAGGCGGCAAUGUGAUGCAUCAUUGCAACGAAGUCCUCAACAUCAGCGCGAACCUCAGCAGCAUCGGCACCAAGAUGGAGGACGAGGACGUGGCGAUCUGCUUGUUGCGCAGCCUCCCCAAGAGCUACGAGAACGUCGUUCUCAGCUUGGAGAUGAGCAACGCGGAACUGCGAUCGCGAGACGUCGUGAGAGUGCUCACGAAUGAGCACAUCAAGAGACAAGGUGACAAGACGACAUCGGUGAAGACUGAAGACGCGGCGAAGGCGUUCAGUGCCGAGCGUGAACCUCGCCAGUGUACAUACUGCGGAAAAUUGGGGCACACGGCGGAGCGGUGCUGGACCAAGCAGAAGGACGAAAAUCAAGGUGGAGCUCGACGCGGCGGCAACAAUGCUCGUGGACGCGGAGCCAACAACGUUCAGUGGCGAACCAACAGCAACUACGACGACAACUACGAUCGAGUUGCGUUCACGGUUUCGCUGGAGGCUGGACUUUCGACGAGCAAGAAUAUGCCAGGGAUGUGGGCAGUCGACAGCGGUGCGACGCAUCACAUCUGCAACGACAAGGCCAAGUUUGCAAGCCUGAAUGAGCGAGAGGAAGGCGAACUAUCGGUGGCUGAUGGCAGCAAGGCUGCGAUCAAGGGUGUGGGAACCAUCAGGGAACGGGUGGUUCUGCCCAAUGGUAACGAACGCGACAUCGAGAUCAAGGACGCACUGUUCGUACCAAGUAUGAGCAAGAAUCUGCUUUCGGUGCCACAGAUCAACAAGGGUGGCAGGUUCCAAGUCGUGUUCGAUGGGUCCAAGAUGCAAGUGAAGCGCAAGAAUACCAAACAAGUCGUGGCAACAGCGGAUCUCGUCGAUGGACUUUACUGGCUGCGGACUACUCAACGAUCGGCGAAUGCAGCAACACGCAAUGGGGCUAUCGACUUGCAUGCGCGCAUGGGUCAUGCACCCCUCGAAGUUCUGCGCAAGAUGGUGGCCACCGGCAUGAUCAAGGACGCCAAGGCACCUCUCAACUCGACUGGUCCAAGUGUGUGUCGCGGUUGCCAGCCAAGAAAGAUGGUCCAAAAACCAUUCCCAACCAACCGUGACAAACGCCAAUAUGGUGUGUUCGAGUUGCUGCACUUCGACAUCUGCGGGCCAAUGGAACAAGUCUCGAUCGGCGGCAGCAGAUACUUACUGCUUGUGGUUGACGAAGCCAGCGGUUGCAUGAAGGGCUUCUGUCUGCGGUCCAAGUCUGAGAGUGAAGUCUGUAUCAAGAACCACAUUAUCAAGAUUCAGACUCAGUUCGGCACGAAGAUCAAGUUUGUUCGGCACGAUGGAGCGCAUGAGUUUGCGACCAACUCGAUCAAGACCUUCUACGAAGAUCAUGGUAUCGAACAACAGGUCACGGUGCCGUAUGCACACCAGACCAACGGCACCGCAGAACGCGCGAUAAGGACCAUCAACCGCCUGCCUUCACCCAAGAUCGACCACAAGACUCCGUUCGAGAUCGUGUACAAGUCGAAACCAAGUGUCAAGCACAUGCGCGUGUUUGGAUGUCGGGCGUUUAUCCUGACACCAAGGGAGAAGCGAUUGAAGUGGGACCCGAAGGCUCGUGAAGGGAUGUUCAUGGGCUACGAAGAAGCGUCAAAAGCUUAUCGAGUGUACGACAUUGAGGCGGGCCAAGUGGUGAUCAGUCGUGACAUCACCUUCGACGAAUCGACUUUUGACUUUUCGAUGGACCGACCAAGUGACGAUGAUGAAGAUGCGGAGUUGGACCUCGACCUCCUAGCGAUCAACGAGGACGACGUGCGUCAAACCGUCUACAAGCAGACUGGCAAGCGCAAGAGUGAAGCAAGACCCGGCAUGUCACGUUCAGCUCGCCCUCGAACUGGGUUGGAACAAGCAAGUGCGCCGGAACACGUCUCCAACCGUCACCAGAAACGACGAUCAAGUGCUCCAGAAACGAUGUCUGAUGACGAAGAAGAUGCGAGCGUCUACGAUCAAGAUGACGACUCGACGCCUCCAACAUUUUGGCGUGCAAGCGGAACUCAAGUCGAUGCAUCUUCGUGGAGUUUUCCGUGCGGCAAAACUGCCAAGAGGCCAAGGCGCGAUAGGCACCAAGUGGUGUUCAAGAUCAAGCGCAAAGCGGAUGGAUCGGUCGAGAAAUACAAGCCGCGUCUCGUUGCCAAGGGCUUCAAGCAGAAGUACGGCAUCGACUACACAGAGACGUUCUCGCCCGUGGUCAAGUACGUGACACUGCGUAUGGUGAUCGCGAUCACCAAGUAUUUCGACUGGCCACUGGACCAACUCGAUGUGGUGACAGCCUUUCUCUACGGAGUGAUGAAGGAGAAGGUGUACUGCGUGAUACCAGAAGGCGUCGAGAUGGAUGGCGACUUCGACUGUCUCGAGUUGGUGAAGGCGAUCUACGGUCUCAAGCAAGCUUCACGUGUGUGGAACAAGACUUUCGACGAGUUCGUAUGCUCUAUCGGUUUCGAAGUGUCGGCGUUCGACCCAUGUCUCUACAUCAAGGUUGUCGACGGUCACUGUGUGCUCGUGCUGGUCUACGUGGAUGACGUGUUGGUCACCGGCAGCUCGCUCGAGUUGAUUGCGCAGACGAAGGCCGACCUCAAGACGCGUUUCGAGAUGACCGACAGUGGCAAGUGUACUUUUGUACUGGGCAUCGAACUGGUGGACGAAUCGGAUGGCAGCGUGACGAUGUGCCAGCGACGGUAUGUCAACGACAUCCUCAAGCGCUUCGGCAUGGAUGAGUGCAAGGCCACAGCAAGUCCGGUCGACUUGAGCACUCGGCUUGUCGCAAGCAGCGAAGCGGCCAAGAUCGACGUUCCGUUUCGUGAAGCUGUGGGAGCUUUGAUGCACUUGACGACUGCGACGCGCCCGGACAUUGCGCAUGCUGUGGGUUACGUCUCGCGCUUCAUGGAGAAUCCGCAGCAAGAACAUUGGACGGCGGUGAAGCGCAUCUUUCGUUACUUGCAAGGGACCAAGUCGCACGGACUCCGCUUCCAGCCAAGCGACAAGAUCGACUUUCGUGGCUACUCGGACGCGGACUGGGCCGGCGACCACGCUGAUCGCAAGUCGACUUCGGGUUACACUUUCAUGCUGAUGGGUGCUCCUGUGAGUUGGGGAAGCAAGAAGCAGUCAAGUGUGUCGCUGUCGACGAGUGAAGCGGAAUACAUCGCACUGAGUCUGGCCAUCCAGGAAGGCAAGUGGGUGCAUCGCCUGCUAUGCGAGAUUUUGGCGGCCGCAAACGAACCAGGACCGGACCUCGUCAUCCGUGAAGACAACCAGUCGUGCAUCAAGAUGACGAAGAAUCCGGUGAAUCAUGGCCGCGCCAAGCACAUUGACAUCAAGUACCAUCACAUCCGUGAUGAGGUCAAGCGCGGUGAAGUGCAGCUCGAGUAUUGCGAGACUUCCGUGAUGAUGGCGGACAUCAUGACCAAGGGACUUUCUGGACCUCGCCACAAGGACUUGACGACGGCUCUCGGCAUUCGUGCGAGUUCGGAUUGA